GAUUACUUUAUGGUGUUCUGCUAUGCCAAAUGUCUGAUAUGUGCAUGUCCCAUCUAAAAUCCAAAAAAAAUUUGUAGUCCAGUAUUACUUUUUCAUAAUUCCUAAUGAAGAGAUCAUCACCAUCACGUCCUAGUACUACUAGCCCAAACUCUGUGAAAAUCAGAACCCUGAUUCAUUCUCACUUCUUUAGACAUGUUUAUCAUAUAGUUCGAGCACUAACCAAAGCCAAGUCCAUUUUGAUGGAACUUAUUAGCAACAAAAACAAAGAAAAUUACUACAUAGAGUCUAGAAUGAAAGAUGGAACCAAGAAAAAGAAAAAGAAGAAGAGGGUUUUUUGUUCAUCGUCACUAAGAUUGCACUACAAUUGGUGUUCGUCACAUGUAUUACCCAUGCCUGAGCCACCAGCAGUAUUAGGCGCAGAUGGUUACUUCAAUGAUAAUUAUUCGAACCAUGUCUAUUAUGACUCCACUUGGAAUUCAUCAUCAAUCCUGCCAGCUGAGGAACAUAUGCAGGAUGGGUUUGACUCGCAUCUAUCAGGCUACCUGCGUUGGCUUGACGAGAAAGUGACAACGGAGAAUUCCACUGGUAAUAAGAAUAAUUGUGAUGCCGAUGAUAUGGAAGAGAUUGAUAGGCUUGCUGAUAAGUUCAUCGCAAGUUUUCAUGAAAAAUUCAGGCUGGAAAAGCAAGAGUCUUACAGGAGAUAUCAAGAGAUGUUAGCAAGAAGCAUGUAGAUGCAUGAUUGUGAUCAGGGUCUUAUACAUAUAUUGUUACCAAGAGCAAGAUCCUUAUUAACUAAGAGGUGAGAAAAGAGUGGCAUUUGAAUUCUGCUGUUCUUCAGUAUCAGUUUUCUUGAUUUAUUUUGUUUUUGUUUUCUUCAUGGUGAUUUUUGAGUAUAAUUGUACGUAUCAGUUCGUAAAAUGGUGAUGUUGUUUUAUCAUGAUUAUUUUCCA
Molecule: messenger RNA, 950 nt
Organism: Papaver somniferum (opium poppy)
Lineage: Eukaryota; Viridiplantae; Streptophyta; Magnoliopsida; Ranunculales; Papaveraceae
Exons: 1
Coding region: 105-731 (208 amino acids)
Source: RefSeq, a predicted model, not a curated record